AGAAAGCCAUAUCAGAUAUUUUCCUCAUUCCUUCACUCAAAACACUCUCCCAUGGCUCCUACUCUAUCCACUGCUCUUGAUCUCCAUUUUCCCAUCCCUCAAACCCAUACCAAAAGACGCAUCUUCUUCACCAGACGAAAACGCACCAUUUACUGCAACUCCACAAAACCUCCCCAAAACCCACCUUUUACAAAAACCCCAUCUUUAUCGGAGCAACUCCGGCCACUUUCGACCACAACCCUUCCCGACAAGGACCAAGCUCGUCUCUUGUCGAAGCCAAAGUCCACAUGGGUGAACCCCACCAAGCCUAAAAGAUCCGUUAUUUCACUUCAAAGGCAAACGCGUUCUCCUUAUGCACACAAUCCCAAAGUCGGGGAGCUGAAGCUCUUUGCAAAGAAGCUGAGUGAUUGCAGUGAAGAUGCUUUCCUAACCGUUCUCGACGAAAUCCCACUUGAACCCACUCUAGAAAAUGCACUUCUGAUCCUCAACAGCUUGAAACCAUGGCAAAAGACUCACCUUUUCUUCACCUGGUUAAAGACCAAGAAUUUGUUUCCCAUGGAAACCAUAUUCUACAAUGUCACCAUGAAGUCUUUGAGGUUUGGGAGGCAGUUUGAGCUCAUUGAGGAGCUUGCUAAUGAAAUGGUAAGCAAUGAGAUCCCACUUGAUAACAUUACUUAUUCGACCAUUAUUACUUGUGCCAAAAGAUGCAAUCUCUUUGAUAAGGCUGUAGAAUGGUUUGAGAGAAUGUAUAGAACUGGUUUGAUGCCUGAUGAAGUCACUUAUUCUGCUAUUCUAGAUGUUUAUGCGAAAUUGGGUAAGGUUGAGGAAGUAGUUAGCUUAUAUGAGAGAGGGGUGGCUAGUGGUUGGAGACCUGAUCCCAUAGCUUUCUCUGUUUUGGCAAAGAUGUAUGGUGAAGCUGGAGACUAUGAUGGUAUUAGGUAUGUUUUGGAAGAGAUGAAGUCGCUCGGAGUCAGGCCGAAUUUGGUCGUUUACAAUACUUUGUUGGAGGCUAUGGGGAAGGCGGGGAAGCCUGGUUUAGCAAGAAGUCUUUUCCAGGAAUUGCUUGAUUCUGGUUUAACUCCAAAUGAGAAGACUUUAACUUCCCUUGCCAAGAUAUAUGGAAAGGCAAGGUGGGCGAAAGAUGCGUUGGAGUUAUGGGAGGAAAUGAAGUCGAAAAAAUGGCCGAUGGACUUUAUCUUGUAUAAUACUUUGUUAACUAUGUGUGCAGACAUUGGUUUAGUUGAGGAAGCAGAGCAUCUUUUCAUGGAUAUGAAGCAAUCGCGGCAUUGUAGGCCGGAUAGUUGGAGCUACACAGCAAUGCUGAAGAUAUAUGGAAGUGGCGGGAAUGUCAGUAAGGCGGUGGAGAUUUUUGAAGAGAUGUCUGAGGUUGGUGUUGAGCUAAAUGUAAUGGGAGCCACUUGUUUGAUUCAGUGCUUGGGGAAGGCCGGAAGAAUCGAUGAGUUAGUGAGGGUAUUUUCUGUAUCGGUUCAACAAGGAAUCAAACCAGAUGAUAGGCUCUGUGGAUGCCUGUUGUCCGUCGUGUCACGGUGUGAGAACAAGGCAGACGUUGAUAAAGUUCUUGCUUGUCUGCAGCAAGCGAAUCCUCGGUUAGUUGCAUUUGUGAAUUCGAUUGCAGAUGAGGAGUAUUGUCUUGACAAUGUUAAAGAAGAGUUCAAGGGCAUCAUUAGUGACACUAAAGAUGAUGCCAGAAGACCGUUCUGUAAUUGCUUGAUCGACAUAUGCAGAAAUAAGAAUCUCCAUGAGAGAGCACAUGAUUUGCUUUAUCUUGGAACCCUGUACGGAUUGUACCCAGGUUUACACAAUAAAACUGCAAAUGAAUGGUGUAUGGAUGUCCGAUCGCUCUCCGUCGGUGCUGCACAGACGGCUCUUGAAGAGUGGAUGGGGACUUUGGCCAAAACUGUUAACCGUGAAGAAGCAUUGCCAGAGUUGUUUUCAGCUCAAACAGGUACUGGAACCCAUAAAUUCUCUCAAGGACUGUCAAAUUCAUUUGCUUCUCAUUUGAAGAAACUUGCAGCACCUUUUAGGCAGAGUGAAGAGAAAGCUGGUUGUUUUGUGGCAACAAGGGAGGAUUUAGUGCCAUGGUUACGAUCAAGGAUUCCCUCACCCGCCGUUUCAGUUUCAGUUUAAGAUACUUGCAAAGACAUGAACCAUGGUUGGAAAUGUUUUCGCUAUUGAUUACGAUAAGCAUAAGCUAUGAAACGAGCCAGCUGCAGUAGCUACUUGUG
This is a messenger RNA of Hibiscus syriacus, 2246 nucleotides long. Its product is annotated as pentatricopeptide repeat-containing protein At5g46580, chloroplastic-like. NCBI's taxonomy places the organism in Eukaryota, Viridiplantae, Streptophyta, Magnoliopsida, Malvales, Malvaceae. The record is from RefSeq and is a predicted model, not a curated record. Gene Ontology annotation, molecular function: protein binding. The coding region runs from base 52 to 2148 and encodes 698 amino acids. The transcript has a single exon.